AUGGCCGACAUGUUCACGGACACAUUUUUGCCUCGUCGACUCCCCUCCACUCUCGGAUCUACUCCAGAGAACCACGCCGUCCCUUCCCAAAAACCUCGCUCAAUGGAAAGAUCCUCAGCUACACCGCACUUCCUGUUCGUCACCACGCCGAUGCAAGGCCACAUCAACCCGGCGCGCCGCCUCGCCGCCCGCGUGAUGGCGUCGAUGCCGGGCGCGCGCGUCACCUUCUCCACCGCCGUUGGAGGCCACCGGCUCAUGUUCCCGUCCCUAGCGAGCCCCGACGAAGAGACCGUCGACGACGCCGGCGUGCUGUACGUCCCCUACUCCGACGGCUUCGACGAGGGGUUCAGGCCCGAGGUGCAUGGCACGGACACCUACAAGGAGCGCGCGCGCGCCGUGGGGCGCGAGACGCUCUCCGCCGUCGUCGCCGGACUCGCCGCGCGGGGCCGCCCCGUGACGUGCAUGGUCUACGCCUUCCUCGUCGGGUGGGCACCCCACGUCGCGCGCGCGCACGGGAUCCCCGCGGCGCUCUACUGGAUCCAGCCGGCCGCCGUGUUCGCCGUGUACUACCACUACUUCCACGGCCACGAAGCUCUCAUCGCCUCCUGCGCCAACGACGCUGACCCCGACGCCGCCGUCGAGCUGCCGGGACUGCCGCCUCUCAGGUCCAGCGCGCUCCCGUCUGUCGUGUCUAUUACCUCGCCGGAGCACCCGCACUACCUGCUGCUCGACAUGAUGCGCGAUCUCUUCUUGGUGCUCGACGAGUACAAGCCCAAGGUGCUCGUCAACACUUUCGACGCGCUGGAGCCGGACGCGCUCCGCGCAGUCGCGCAGUUCGAGCUCGUCGCCGUCGGGCCGGUGGUGCCGGACGAGGCAUCUCCGUCGAGGUCGGACCUGUUCCGGCGCGACGACGGGAAGGGGUACAUGGAGUGGCUGGACACGAAGCCGGCACGGUCCGUGGUGUACGUCUCGUUCGGGAGCUUCCUUUCGAUGAGCGAGCGGCAGGCGGAGGAGACGAGGCGCGGCCUGGAGGCGACCGGCCGGCCGUACCUGUGGGUGGCGCGCAAGGGUGCCGGUGAAUGCGCGACUUUGGACGGCGGCGACGACGACAACGGAGUGCGCGCGCAAGGGGUGGUGGUGGAGUGGUGCGACCAGGUGAAGGUGCUGUCGCACCCGGCGGUGGGCUGCUUCGUGACGCACUGCGGGUGGAACUCGACGCUGGAGAGCGUCACGAGCGGCGUGCCGAUGGUGGCCGUGCCGCAGUGGACGGACCAGCCGACGGUGGCGUGGCUGGUGGAGGCGCGCAUGGGCGUUGGCGUGCGCGCCCGGGCGGACGACGAGGGCGCGGUGGACCGAGGCGAGCUGCAGCGGUGCGUGGAGACGAUCAUGGGCGACGGGGAGGCCGCGUUGGGGAUCCGGGCUCAGGCGGACCUCUGGAGGGGCCGGGCCGAGGAAGCGAUCGCCGGCGGCGGGACGUCGGAGAGGAACUUACGGGCGUUCGCGUCGGAGCUGUGCUCUGACGUGAACGGCACACGGGGAGACGGGGUCAGAGCGGCAGCGACGUGCACGUGAGACGUGACAUGAGCCGUGCCCCUUUUCGAUCUGCGCAUUGGGCGCGUCGAGAGAAAUUUGGUCUGCAUCGCACCAAUGGCGGCAUGGCGUCACGAUCGGUGACACUUGUACUAGUAUGGUCUACAUGUUUGUUUAGGGGAGCUAGUGAUCAUCGAUCUGCUGGCAUGUGCAGAUCUGCUGGAGAAAAAUGAUGUCCUGAACACUUAUUUAAACCAAAUGGCAAUUCAUCUUGCUCUCGU
Triticum aestivum (bread wheat) is the source of this 1811-nucleotide messenger RNA. Its product is annotated as cyanidin 3-O-rutinoside 5-O-glucosyltransferase-like. The coding region runs from base 1 to 1572 and encodes 523 amino acids. The transcript has 2 exons. Lineage: Eukaryota; Viridiplantae; Streptophyta; Magnoliopsida; Poales; Poaceae. The record is from RefSeq and is a predicted model, not a curated record. Gene Ontology annotation, molecular function: quercetin 7-O-glucosyltransferase activity; quercetin 3-O-glucosyltransferase activity.